AUGGCACCUCGGCAACCAAUGGGUCAAGGCUUUACAGGCCCCAGCCUUCGAACCAUAAAUUACGCCAACAGCAACGACCCUUUAUUCUUGAACGCCACACUCAACGCUCUCCCUACCGCCACGGACGCACCCUUCAACGCGUUCCAGCGAAAGCACGACCCUACCAGCCUGCCCGAUACCCGCGUCGACCUCCUGCGCGACAUAUACGACUGGGCCAAUGGCGACGACUCGCCCAGUAUCUUCUAG
This is a messenger RNA of Bipolaris sorokiniana ND90Pr, 246 nucleotides long. RefSeq lists its product as uncharacterized. The coding region runs from base 1 to 246 and encodes 81 amino acids. The transcript has 2 exons. Lineage: Eukaryota; Fungi; Ascomycota; Dothideomycetes; Pleosporales; Pleosporaceae. The record is from RefSeq and is a predicted model, not a curated record.